Motacilla alba alba is the source of this 768-nucleotide messenger RNA. RefSeq names its product skin secretory protein xP2-like. Bases 1 to 768 code for a protein of 255 amino acids. The transcript has a single exon. Lineage: Eukaryota; Metazoa; Chordata; Aves; Passeriformes; Motacillidae. The record is from RefSeq and is a predicted model, not a curated record.
AUGGCAGGUCGGCGGCGAGGGCUCGGCCGGCCCCGCCGCCCGGGGAGCCCCUCGGGCCCGGCGGGGGCUGGCGGGAGCCUCGAGCCGACGGGCACAAGGAGAAAGGAGAAAGUUUUCCCCCUCCCACCGCGGCCCAGCGGAAAGUUACCGCCGCCCCCGCGCCGCCUCAGCCCCCGGCCCGCCAGCGCCGGCCUCCCCGCCCCCGCUGACAGCCCCGCGCCCCUUCCCCGCCGGCCCCGGAACGCGGCGGCGGCGCCCGACCCGCGGCAUCGCCUCGGAGAACCCCCCGCGCCCCGCGGCGGUGACAGCCCCGCCGCGCUCACCUCAGGCGGGUGCCGCGCUCCCCGGGGCGACGAGCGGGUGGUGAAGGGGUUCGGGGGGCAGCGCGCUCGGUGCCCGCGCCCUUAUCUCAUCCCAGCGGAGCCCGGCUCGCCCCCGCCGCCUCCCGCCGUGUGGGCGGCUCAGGCGGGAUCCCCCCUCCCCUCCGCCGCCAUCUUGGCUGUCACGGGGCGGGGGAGGCGGGCGGCGACCCGUGAUCGCGGCGGGGCGGGCGCGGGACGGCACCCGCCGGGUCCCGCGGCUCCUGAGGGGGGAGGCGGCCGUGCCCCGCCGCCCACCGGGUCCCUUUUGAGCGCUCCCCCUCGCACCGCGGGUCCGCCGUUCCCGCCUUCCCCCUCACGGAACGCGGCCCCUCCGCUCCCGCCUUCCCCCUCACGGAACGCGGCGUCGGCGGCUCCGAGCCAUGAAGGGGGGAGCGGAGCUCCCUAA